This is a messenger RNA of Pediculus humanus corporis (human body louse), 1194 nucleotides long. RefSeq names its product Growth-arrest-specific protein, putative. Gene Ontology annotation, molecular function: cytoskeletal adaptor activity; microtubule binding; actin filament binding. The transcript is spliced from 9 exons. Gene Ontology annotation, biological process: actin crosslink formation. The coding region runs from base 1 to 1194 and encodes 397 amino acids. NCBI's taxonomy places the organism in Eukaryota, Metazoa, Arthropoda, Insecta, Psocodea, Pediculidae. The record is from RefSeq and is a predicted model, not a curated record. Gene Ontology annotation, cellular component: actin filament.
AUGUUAAACUCAUUUCAAAGUACGACGAUGACGACAAUCGAUGAUGACUGUGACGUUCUUACGCAACUCAUAAUGAUGACGACGACGACGAUGAAAACGACGUUCAUAACGACGCCGACGACAAAUUUCGGUAAUAAUAAUAAGAAAGUUGAAAUAUUCAAGGGAGGACGUCAAGUCAAACAAGAAUUUUCGAAAUUUAUAGAAAAACCGACGAAUCUUUCUCAGAAAAAAUUACCGGAAACGGAUGAAGAUUAUUUAGAAUUGUAUCAAGAUAGAAUAUUGAACGCUCAAAAAAGACAAUUGUUUCCACUACAAGAAGAUUUAGCGGAUUGGUUAAAUAAAACUCUCGGUAUAAAACACAUAACGGGAGAUAAUUUUAUGGACACGCUUGACAACGGAGUAAUUUUGUGUCAACUCGCAAGAAUAAUUCAUGAACGAGCGCAACAUGCCAAAAAUAUUGGCAUACACAAAGGGGUAUUAUACACUCACUGUUUUCACAAUGCGGCAAGGAGAAGUUUUUUUUCAAGAGAUAACAUGGAAAAUUUUAUAAUUUUCUGUAAAGAACUUGGAGUUCAUCAAAAUCUACUUUUCGAAAGUGACGAUUUGGUUCUUCAUAACCAACCGCGUAAUGUAAUUUUGUGCCUUUUGGAGUUAUCCAGGAUAGCGACAAAAUUUAAUAUAGAACCUCCAGGAUUAGUAGAAUUGGAAAAAGAAAUAGCAGAAGAAGAACAAAGAACGGAAAGAUUAGAAAAAAUGAAUAAAAAUUCAUUGUUAUCAUGGCAGUUCAGGCCAUCUUUUAGUAAUCUUUCCAGGUUGAAGCAUUGUUCUUGUAAUAAAAAUAAAUGUUCAAAAUUAUCCGUUAAAAAAGUUGGAGAUGGAAAGUACAAUAUUGCUGGAAGAAAUGUGUUUGUGAGGUUACUCAAAGGCAGACACAUGAUGGUAAGAGUAGGAGGAGGUUGGGAUACUCUCGAACAUUUUCUUUUAAGGCACGAUCCUUGUCAGGUGAGAAUAUUAAGCAGAGGCACAUCACCAAGUACUACUACUACUACCACUUCUCAGAAGCACGAUAUAUACAAUUCAACAGGGUUUGGUUCACUCAAUAAUUUGCAGUUAUUAGCACAAAUUCCAACAGCUGUUGGACCUAAUACAUUUUUGCACAUUCGUGCUAAAUAUCGCAGUCCACCGCCACCAUAG